Molecule: messenger RNA, 1821 nt
Organism: Pieris macdunnoughi
Lineage: Eukaryota; Metazoa; Arthropoda; Insecta; Lepidoptera; Pieridae
Source: the annotation of a GenBank genome assembly
AUGUCACAAACUACUUUGACCAAAUUUUAUAAUACUAGAAAAAGACCAGCAGCCGACGACAUAGUAAGUUCUAAAAACAAAGUACCUCACAUCGAUCGUAAAUUAGAGAUAAGCAAGACCGCUACGCGAGUAAUUCACAAGGGGAAUUGUGAAGCAAUUAAAGCAAUAGUGAAAACAGUUUCGGCCACAGACACUUCAAGCCAGCUUUCGAACUCAUCCCAAGACAAUGGUGUCGAAGCUUCUACCAAUAAGGUUGGAGAAAAAGAGGGAAAUAAUACCGUCUUUUCGAAAAAGAAUAAUUCUGCAAAUGCGGCCAGAAAUAAUGCAAGCAAAGCAGACUUAGUUACUUCAGCUCGAAAAGAGUUAAGCUUGGGUGACAUAAGAAAAAAGUUGGCAAGUAGUUCUAGGUUAGCUGAACUGAAAGCAUCAGCAGACCGAAUAACCAAGGGAAUACAAGAACUGAAAGACAAAACAGUGAAGAAGAACCUUAAAGAAUUUAGUUCAAUUGAUGUAGCUAUACCACAGAGCCCUUCCAAGAGAAAUCAAAUUCAAAAGGACUUCUUAUCCCCAAAGAAAGAUGAUGUUAAUAUUUCAACACAAAGACCCCUUAUAUCCCCUAGAAAAGUUUUUGUUAGUCCAGUUAAGAGUCCAACAAAAGUGCCUGCCUACUUAAGACAUGCAUCUUUGCUUUCCUCAUCAUCUGGGCCUUUGCCUUUGCCGCAUCACUACAGGUUUCUUGCUGAGCACUUUCGUGGUAUGGAAACUGUUGUUGCUUUACUUUACAACAGGAAUGAAACAAUAACAUUUGCUAAAUUAAAACCCUCUAUACAAGAAAUGUUGAAACGGACAUUCUCAGAAAAACACUUGGCUCAAAUUAAACAUUUAGUGCCAGAUUUCUAUAAUUUUGAAGUUCAAAAAGUAAAGAGCUUUAACUCUUCUUCUAAUAGAGAUGCUUAUGAAUUGGUUAUAUCACCCAAUUUUCCAACUGAUAUUAAAGUUAUGAAUCCUAGUGUUUUGUUAGAGAGACGGAGAUACUUCUAUGACACAUUGCUUAAAGAGGUUAAGAAGCAUCACUCUCAAUAUUUGUCCACUCUCGACCCUCCUAUUGAUAUUCCUGAUAAAAAUUUAGUCCGCUGGCAUCCAGAGUUUGAAAUUGAAAAAAUACCAGAAAUUGAGGGUGCUAAAUUGCCAGAAAUGCCAAAUGUUGAUAAGAUGUCAUCAGCACAGGAUGUGCUAGCUAAAGCAAGAGAUCUUUUCAAAUGUAACACAAAGAUGGGAAGAGCUUUGGAAAAGCUUGCACAAGCUAAAGCUAGAGGCCUUACCGAACAAGAAAAAGAAGUGACUGGCUUAAAAGACACAAAUCUUAGUAUAACACAAACCAGUCAACCAUCCACCAGCAAUGUUACCCUCAUAAAUCCAGCAUUACGUAACUUACCAGCAUCUUUGCUUGAAAAGGUAAAAGCAAAACAAGCUGCAAAAGCUCUUGAAGCAAUGACAAGGUCAUCAGAAACUGAACAGAAAUAUGUGAUCUACACUCGCUUGCCUGACCUCGCCAGGACAUUGAGGAACAUAUUUGUUACCGAGAGAAAAAAUGUUCUAGCACUGAAUAUAAUUCUUUCUAAACUUGGUAGUAGCUUUAAAUCUCAUGUAUCAUCGACAGAUCUACAGCGGGAUAUAAAAAUUUUGACAGAAACUGUACCGAAGUGGGUGCAAUUGCAUGAGAUUAGAAAUACAUCAUACUUAAAGUUGGACAAAAUAACUGACCUAAAGCUAGUUGUGGCUACGAUAGAAGCACAAGCUGCUAAAUACAAAAGAGACUAA